Messenger RNA from Penicillium bovifimosum, 465 nucleotides. RefSeq names its product protein transporter TIM17. The coding region runs from base 1 to 465 and encodes 154 amino acids. Gene Ontology annotation, biological process: protein import into mitochondrial matrix. The record is from RefSeq and is a predicted model, not a curated record. Lineage: Eukaryota; Fungi; Ascomycota; Eurotiomycetes; Eurotiales; Aspergillaceae. Gene Ontology annotation, cellular component: TIM23 mitochondrial import inner membrane translocase complex; mitochondrial inner membrane. Gene Ontology annotation, molecular function: transmembrane protein transporter activity. The transcript is spliced from 2 exons.
AUGGAUCACACACGCGACCCCUGCCCCUGGGUUGCCCUAAGCGAUUUCGGUGGUGCCUUCGCCAUGGGAGCCAUUGGUGGUUCCGUCUGGCACGGUGUCAAAGGAUUCCGCAACAGCCCGUAUGGUGAGCGCCGGAUAGGUGCUCUCACGGCAAUCAAAGCGCGCGCUCCCGUUCUCGGAGGUAACUUCGGAUGCUGGGGUGGUCUUUUCAGUAUCUACGACUGUUCAAUUAAGGGCAUUCGCAAGAAGGAAGAUCCCUGGAAUGCCAUCAUCGCCGGCUUCUUCACUGGUGGAUCUCUCGCCAUCCGUGGUGGUGUCAAGGCUGCCCGAAACUCCGCUAUUAUGUGUGCUGUCUUCCUUGCUGUCAUCGAGGGUGUCGGUAUUGGUUUCCAGCGCAUGAUGGCCGAUAACACAAAGCUCGAGCUUCCCCCCCUUCCUCCGUCGGAGCAAAAGGCCGUCGCUUAA